Molecule: messenger RNA, 960 nt
Organism: Diorhabda carinulata
Lineage: Eukaryota; Metazoa; Arthropoda; Insecta; Coleoptera; Chrysomelidae
Gene: slmo
Product: protein slowmo
Exons: 3
Coding region: 149-805 (218 amino acids)
Biological process (GO): phospholipid transport
Cellular component (GO): mitochondrial intermembrane space
Molecular function (GO): phosphatidic acid transfer activity
Source: RefSeq, a predicted model, not a curated record
GUUUUAAGUUACAAUAUCUAAAAUCUUUCUUUUAGUGUUCUGUCACUCGUAACGAACGGUUCGAGACGUCACUCACUGUUCACGCUCAGCUGUUUGAUGCUUGUCUAAAAUUUAGAUUUUAUAUAAAAACUUUAGUAAUAAAACAACAAUGAAAAUUUGGACAAGUGAACACACUUUCAACCACCCUUGGGAAAAGGUUGCAACAGCAGCUUGGAGAAAAUAUCCAAAUCCUCAUAAUACUGCCGUUAUAGGUACGGAUGUCGUCGAAAGGAAAGUAGUAGAUGGAGUAUUACAUACGCAUAGAUUAGUUAGUUCUAUUUGGUACUUUCCUAAAUGGGCACAAGCGCUCAUAGGCUCGGCUAAGAUCUGCUACGCCAGUGAACAGUCAGAAGUGAAUCCCUCAUUGCGUUUAAUGGUAUUAAAAACGAUAAAUCUGACAUUUUGUAGACACAUAGCCGUAAACGAAACUCUCAAAUACGUUCCGCAUCCUUCGGAUCCUUCUAAAACUCUUUUGAAACAAGAAGCAGUGGUAACUGUGAAAGGAGUACCUCUAACAAAUUAUAUGGAAGAUUUGCUGACGACGAAAAUAUCAAAUAACGCGGGAAAGGGUAGACAGGCGAUGGAAUGGGUGAUAAAUAAAUUGAACGACGAAGUGAAGGAUUUAACGAGAAGUACGGACGAAAUUUUCAGCCAGACCAAAAGAUCCUUAGACGAUAUAGCCACGAGUGCGAAAAAGUCGAUGGGGGACAUCUCUCAAAAAGCAAAAAAGAGUCUGGACGAUAUGCAGACGAUGAAUCUUAGUUAAUUUAUCAUUAGCACGUGUACGUCGUUGUUUUUUUUUUAUUGCAACAAGAGGAAACCGAUUGUUGGUAGAAUGAGGAGUGUAGUAACCGAUUUUAUGUCCUAAAUCUCUAAAACUUAUUACGAAUUACGUAAAUUAAUAAAAAAAUUUAAACGAAA